Plutella xylostella (diamondback moth) is the source of this 2090-nucleotide messenger RNA. It is a transcript of the gene Ppat-Dpck, whose product is annotated as Bifunctional Phosphopantetheine adenylyltransferase - Dephospho-CoA kinase. Lineage: Eukaryota; Metazoa; Arthropoda; Insecta; Lepidoptera; Plutellidae. Gene Ontology annotation, biological process: coenzyme A biosynthetic process. The record is from RefSeq and is a predicted model, not a curated record. Gene Ontology annotation, molecular function: ATP binding; dephospho-CoA kinase activity.
AUUGUAAUUAUUUAGAUUUCGAAGUUAAGUUAAAUCCCAAUAAAUAAGUUUUGUAUUUCCUCACUCCUGGAAAUUACAAAAUGGUUUUCUGAAAAUGAGCAAGAGGACUAGUUUAACGAAUUAAAGUUAUAGCAUGUUAACCUUUGGACAGUAAAACCGAUUUACUAUGUUUAAUAUUGGUCGAUUAUCUAUAGCAGUUGUGUUGUUUUCUGUAGCUUUAUCAUAUGUGACUCUCUACCUAAUGAAUGCUACUAAAUCAGUUACAACAAUGGCAAACUAUGGCUUACUUUUUGUCUCAAAUGUUUCGAAAGUGAACAACUUUUUCCUGAAGUCCUCCAAUUAUGUGAGGAAGGUGCUGUACAUCAAUGUCAAUUCAUCUGACUGUGGUGCCAUCAGUCAGCAGAUUGUCAAUGUCUAUUCUAAGGUAACAUCACAGUGCAAUAAUUUAGAUGUAAGACUUAUCCUGAAACCAUUUGACAAUAUAAAGAAAAUCAAUACAGCUCAUUCUAUAGACCUCAUACUGUAUGACAAUUCUCUGGCCAAAGAGGUAGACAGAUUAAAGGAGUCAGUUGUUAGCCUGCAAUCUGGAUAUAAUGUGCAAAGCAUAGACCUCAAAGACGAGCAAACUCCCGAGACUGCAACAGAAACAGUUAAAACAUAUGAGUAUGUGGUCCUCGGGGGCACCUUUGACCGGCUCCACAACGGCCACAAGAUACUGCUGUCACAGGCUGCUCUCAGGACCACCAAAUUAUUAACUGUCGGUGUUACUGAUGUCAAUAUGAUCAAAAGUAAAAAGCUGUGGGAAUUAAUUGAGCCAGUAGAAACAAGGAUAAAGUCUGUGCUAGAGUUCUUGACUGAUAUUAACCCCACCAUAGAGUAUAAUGUGCUUCCAAUACAAGAUAUGUACGGGCCCACCAAAGAUGAUCCUAGAUUUCAGUUAAUAGUCCUAAGCGAGGAGACGGACCGGGCCGGGGACAAGGUGAACGAGGCGCGGCGGGAGGGGGGGCUCCCCGCGCUGGACAAGUACCUGGUGGGGCUGGCGGGGGACGCGCGGGCGGCGGGGGACGAGGAGGCCAAGCUCAGCUCCAGCAACCAGCGGAUGAGGCUGCUGGGGACCACGCUGAGAGCACCCGAGCCUAACCCGAAUAUUCCCAAAUGGCCGUACGUGAUAGGCCUGGCGGGCGGGAUAGCGGCGGGCAAGAGCGGUAUAGCGGAGCGGCUCAGAGCGAAAGGCGCGGCGGUGAUCAAUUGUGACGUCAUAGCGCACGAGCUGUACCGGCCGGGCCUGCCGCUGAACACCACCAUCGCUGAGACCUUCGGCAGUGACGUCAUCACGAGCGACGGCGAGGUGGACCGGAGGAAACUGGGGCAGAUCGUGUUUGCCGAUAGUAGCCAGCUCCACAAGCUCAACAGCCUAGUCUGGCCGGCAGUCAUAGCCGAAGCGUCCCGUCGCGCGGCGGCGGCGGGCGCGGCGGGGGCGGCGGGGGGCGCGGCGGGGGCGCGUGUCGCGGUGCUCGAGGCGGCCGUGCUGCUGCAGGCCGGCUGGGGCAAGCACUGCCACCAGCUGUGGACGGCCAUUGUGCCGCCUGAUGAGGCAGUAAAACGCAUAAUGGCGCGCAACGGCCUGCCAGAAGAAGAGGCCAGACAACGCGUGUUAUCUCAACCCUCGAACCAGGAGCAGGUGGCGGCGGCGCACGUCGUGUUCAGCCCGUACUGGAGCCCCGAGCACACGCAGCGGCAGGUCGACCGCGCCUGGGACGACCUGCAGGAGUUGCUCAAGAACAGGGGGGAAUAAUAGAAAGAAUAAAGAUUUAGUAUUGAUGAUAGGGUUAUGGCCCAGUCGAAAUAUGAGGAGGAGACAAAGCAUUGCAGUGAUAUGGAUCGCGCAGAUUGAUGCUACGCAUUUUAUAUGAAACGCAUUGAAAUAAUGUACAUGUGCAGUGUGCCACAGAGGGAUAAAAACACCACGUCUUGUGCCUGGGCGCGGUCGCAAAUGUCACUAGUGUACACGUCCAAUGUGGUUAAUUAAAGUUGUUUGUUAAGUUUAAAUUGUUUACCAAAAUGAUGUUAUUAUAUUUUUAUAAACUGAA